AUGUGUAUUCCAGGAUAUAUUUGGUACAUUGCCGUGGCAUUUACUACAACAGCUAAAUUAACUGCAAUUUUUAAUACAAGUUGUUUUUGGGCUUAUGUAUUCUCAAUAUUAUUAUUAGGAGAUUCGUUGCAAAAAGAAAAGAUAUUGGCGGUUUUCCUAAGUAUUAUGGGUGUUGCUAUUAUGACAUUUUGGGAUAUAAGUAAUGAUAACCCGUCAGCAGAUAAAAAUUCAAAGUUUGAUAAUAAUGAUGAAGAUCGUAGUCUGAUUAAUAUGGGAGAUUUUAUAGCAUUGGUUGGUGCCCUUGCUUAUGGACUAAAUGAAGUCAUAUAUAAAAAAUAUGCAAGUCCAUCAACCCCAUCAUGUUUAUUCUCCAAUACAAUCACUGCUCUUAUUGGCGUUUUCACUUUUUUAUUCCUAUGGAUUCCGAUUCCGAUUUUACAUUUUACUGGUAUUGAGAUAUUUGAAAUUCCAGAUAUGGAAACAUUCGGUUUUAUUAUUCUUACUGCUAUAUCAGGAGUUUGUGUGAAUGCCUCAUUUAUGUUGAUCAUAGCUUUUACAUCACCACUUUUUGUUGCUAUUGGAUUAAUGUUGACGAUCCCAAUAGUAGCAUUGGUAGAUGUUCUGAUCGUUAGAAACCCACUAGGCAUUAACACAAUAUUUGGAGGGUGUUUUAUAUUAUUGGCAUUUGCUUUAUUAUGUUACAGCAAUAAUAAAAAAGUGUGA
This is a messenger RNA of Entrophospora candida, 723 nucleotides long. NCBI's taxonomy places the organism in Eukaryota, Fungi, Glomeromycota, Glomeromycetes, Entrophosporales, Entrophosporaceae. The record is from the annotation of a GenBank genome assembly.